This is a messenger RNA of Chondrus crispus (carragheen), 129 nucleotides long. RefSeq lists its product as hypothetical. NCBI's taxonomy places the organism in Eukaryota, Rhodophyta, Florideophyceae, Gigartinales, Gigartinaceae. The record is from RefSeq and is a predicted model, not a curated record. Bases 1 to 129 code for a protein of 42 amino acids. The transcript has a single exon.
AUGAACUGCUCUAAUAUUGGUGCCAAUGAAAUAACAGUCAAUGUCGAACAAAAGGCUUACGAAACCCUACGAUACAGGUUCCAUACUGUCUGUAUCUGCAGCUUCUUUCACAUUACGUUCAAUGUCUAG